AUGUGUUUCAUGUCCAAGUCGUAUGGAACCGUCUUCUUGAGUGCUUGUAGUACCGCCGACGAGGCGUUUGUAGAGGCUAGAAUUGGCGACAAUGUCACAAAGUACACUUUACCCUCUUGGUUCAGGGGGUCUGUCUCGAAAAUGAAAGUGUCUUCAGAGUUCAUUGUCGUGCUGGCCGUGCAUGGCCACCUCUAUGUGCUCAAAUACGAGCGGGAGCACGAGCACGACAGCAGCUCUGGGCGGCUUCUUCCUGCUAAUCUGGAUGGAUCUCUCAAGUCUGUGUUUACUCAUUGUACGCAGCCUAUUGUCCUAGAGGAUCUGCUUCUGGAGGUGUCGAGCAGCGAGAUUUUGUUGAAGACGGCGACCUUUGACUCGGCGGCAGUCUUUGAUGUCAUGGGGACUUGGUUGGUGUACUCGCCAACAAAAUCAGAAAUCGACUAUUUCAAGCGUUUACAGAUCUCGAAAGAUAGCGCUGCAAAUGGCCGCAGCGACAAGAAGGCCGUUGCAAAGUCGAUGUAUACGCCCGUCAAGCUCCCGCUCGGAAACCCGCUUCUCGUCAGCAUGAUGUCAAGUCUUUCCAACAAUGCGUUCGAUAAGUUGUUCAAACUUUCUCAAUUUGGAACAAAAAAGUUUCGCAGUUACAUGUCUUCUUCCGAAAACAUAAUCGACAAAGAUGUGUCUCUCCACUCAAUCAGCAAUUCCAUUGGCAAGGCGUUGUAUUCUACAGCCACCAAAUUGAAGAAGCAAGCCCUUUCAUCCAGUUCCAAUGAGUUUGUCAAGGUAAUAGACCUUAGAAAUGGCCAAGUAAUGGCAACUUUUAAGCCACCGGGAGGUAUAUCACAUCUUUCGCUAAGCCCCUACGAUCUUCAUUUGAUACAGGUAUCUUAUAGAGGAGACAACUUCUACAUGUGGGACCUCUAUAAGCUUCCAAAGGAAGUGAGUUUGGUUGAAAAGUUCACCCGUGGUAAAACCAGUGCCAAGAUCAAGGAUGUUGUAUGGUUUGUCAACGAUAAAAACACCGAGACUUUGUCGGGAACAAAUUCUGGGUUCGGAUGUAUUACCAAAGAAUCGGGCUCGUUGCACUGGUUUAAUAUCAACUACCUUUUCUGCGGAAAUGAGACCAGCAACUACCCUAAUGUCAUCAAUACGGGACUCGCCCAGAAAUCGCCAGCCAGUGGUCAAUUUUUGGAUUCAUGGAUUCUCCCCUCCAACAAAGCCUUGAAGUUCUUGAAGCUUCCUCCCGCAUCAAACAUGUCAAAGUCAAACACCGGAGCCGAUACAAACACCAGAAGUGCGCUCACGCAACUUUCGUUUCUAGACUCAGAUGGCAGCCUUCGCCUUCUUUCACCAUUGAAUGGAAAGCACACCUUCAAGUACGUGCUUCCCAAAGCACCUCAUAAUUUUACUGAGAGCACUGAGUCCAACAAUGUCAGCAAUGGAAACUCGCAUCAUGGCCCUGCUAAUAAAGGUAUCCCAAUAUUCCCCAGAAGUUCUGAAACCUGCAAGGGCCGUAAAUUUGACGUUCCUCUUUCGCAGACCGAGAUCGAGACCGCUGCGCCAUACAUGAGUCUAAUCAAGAACCGAAAGGUUGAGAUUUUACGAUACGACCUCGGCGACGAAAACGGCGACGCCUUUUUCCAACUCUUCGCCAGUUUUGGAAACGAGAUCCCCACCGUCCAGCAGCGGUUCGCCAAGGACAGCGGCAGCAGCACUCCCUUGCAUGCCUCUGGAGAAAUGUCGAUCGAUGGAGGUCUCGAGCUCAACCUUGACGACCAGUACGAGGGCGACCCUUAG
Messenger RNA from Australozyma saopauloensis, 1794 nucleotides. RefSeq lists its product as uncharacterized. Gene Ontology annotation, biological process: autophagy; response to starvation. The record is from RefSeq and is a predicted model, not a curated record. Lineage: Eukaryota; Fungi; Ascomycota; Pichiomycetes; Serinales; Metschnikowiaceae. The transcript has a single exon. The coding region runs from base 1 to 1794 and encodes 597 amino acids. Gene Ontology annotation, molecular function: protein binding. Gene Ontology annotation, cellular component: cytoplasm.